Molecule: messenger RNA, 1743 nt
Organism: Penicillium coprophilum
Lineage: Eukaryota; Fungi; Ascomycota; Eurotiomycetes; Eurotiales; Aspergillaceae
Product: FAD dependent oxidoreductase
Exons: 4
Coding region: 1-1743 (580 amino acids)
Cellular component (GO): membrane; mitochondrion
Molecular function (GO): (S)-2-hydroxy-acid oxidase activity; (S)-2-hydroxyglutarate dehydrogenase activity
Source: RefSeq, a predicted model, not a curated record
AUGUCUGCACGUGCUCUUAGGCAGUUUAAGCCUAGAAACAAGCUUGCCACUCGCUGCUUCUCCACCACCCGACCUACCAAUGCGGACUUCACCCAUGCGGUAAUUGGCGGGGGCGUCGUCGGCCUUGCUACCGCACGCCAACUCGCAGCUCGCGAAGGCACCUCAACAAUUCUACUAGAGCGACAUGACGCACCAGGGACAGAGACGAGCAGUCGCAACUCCGAAGUAAUCCACGCCGGUCUCUACUACCCAGCCACCUCUCUCAAAACCCGCCUCUGCAUCCGCGGCCGCAACCUCCUCUACGACCUCUGCGCGCAACACAACAUCCCCCACCGCAACACGAAGAAAUGGAUCGUAGCGCAAACCCCCACACAAUGGGAAGCAUGUCUGAAAAUACACGCGCACGCACAGGCACUUGGCGACGCGCCGACACGGCUGGUGGGACAUGAGGAAGCACAACAGCGCGAGCCAGACGUCAAGGCAGAUGCAGGCAUUGUCGAGAGCGAGACAUCCGGUAUUGUGGACAGCCACUCGCUGAUGACAUAUCUGCAGGGCGACUUUGAAGAGCGCGGGGGCGAUAUUGCGUUCAAGACGCGCGUGACGGGCGUGGAGGCUAUCGACGGUGGCCGCGGCGGGUAUAAGAUUACCGCUGUUUCGGAUGAGGAUGGCUUGGUUACUUCUAUCACCGCUGAGACGCUGGUUAAUAGUGCCGGUCAUGGUGCCUGCGCUAUUAGUAACAUGCUCCUUCCGCAAGAGCGUCAUUUUGUUCCGCAUUAUGCGAAGGGCACGUACUUCUCGUAUGCGUCAUCUAGGCCCAGGACUUCGGUUUUGGUUUAUCCGGCUACUUUGCCGGGGACUGGUGGACUUGGGACGCAUUUGACGCUUGAUAUGGGUGGGCGUGUUCGUUUUGGGCCGGAUGUUGAGUGGGUCGAUAGUCCUGAUGAUUUGGUGCCGAGCGCUGCGCGCUUGGAGCAGGCGUUGCCGGAGAUCAAGGCUUAUCUGCCUGGUGUCGAUGUCGAUGCCAUUGCAUUGGAUUACUGUGGUAUUCGCCCUAAAUUGGGCAGAGGCGGUGCUGUUAAUGAGGGUAAGGGGUUCCAGGACUUUAUCAUUCGGGAAGAAGAGGGUUUGCCCGGGUUUAUUAAUUUGUUGGGUAUUGAGAGCCCCGGCUUGACGAGUUGUUUGGCGAUUGGUGAGAUGACGACCCCCAACUUCUUCUUACUUCGCAACACCAACAUCCCAAUCCAACAUCCAUCCCAAAUGGCAUCCCUAGGCCUCGGUGCCACCCUGAACCCCAACCAAAAUCACGGCCCCGUAUUCCUAACAUUUAACUUCAUCCUCGCCUACGGCCUUCUCUCCUCGCGCACUUUGAAACAAUGGUACGGCCUCGAUCACCAGGUCUCGCCUCGCGAAGACCUAACCAAAUAUGGCGAGACCGCUGUGCGCGAAGGCAAGAUCACACGCAAACAGUUGGACAUGCUGAAGCGCAAUGAAUCGGCGCACGCUAAUGCCGUAGAGAACUUCCCACUACUGGUUUCCGGUGUGCUUUUUGCGUCGUUGGCUGGUGUACCCGCGCAAAAGAUCAAUGCUGCGGCGUUGUCGUACACUGCUGCCCGGAUUGUUUACGGGGCGGUUUACAUUUUGGUGGAUAGUCCUAAGUGGAGUUGGACCAGGGCGUGGGUGUGGUGGUGGGGGAAUUCGAGCUGUUUCUAUCUGUUGUGGAAGGCUGGGGAGUUGUUGAAUUGA